AUGUGCAGCCGCGAGAAGGACGUACCUGCGCUUGCUAGCGACGCGAAGGGGGUGGCAGAUCGCCGUCCGGCCGCGCUUGCGCCGUCGGCGGCCCCAUCUGGCCCCCCACUUAUGACGACCAGUGCUAUGGUUAUGGAUUUGAUGGACACAGCUCCGAAAACUUUGAAGACAGCGCUGUCUGUUCCGCAACCCGAUUCUGAAGAUGAGAGCUCCACCGUCCCUCAGCCACGCGGACGAUGUGGGAAACAGAAGAGGAGGGCAACAGCCGCGACGUCCGCUGUUCGCAGCUCGCCGAUCGAGAAGAGGGCCAAGCAAGAUUUCGCCCCUGACGCUGAUGGUUUUGUCCCGGCCCGGCGCACUGCAAGACGCAUGCAAUCAUCGAUGACGCUUCCAACUGCCGUCACCUACUCAUUCGACGCGCUCGCUGACGCGCCGGACCAGCUGCCGCGCGAUCCUGCGCCGAAGAAAGACUCCCAUCUUCCGCCGGUGGUCCUCCAGUUUCGGCCGCCCUAUGGGGAACUGCAGAAGUUGUUGCGCAGCUGGACAACGGCCGUGUAUACUGUGAAGCCUGCCGGACGAGACCUGUACAGGGUCACACUCCGAACUGCUGACGACUAUCGCCGGAUCACUCAGGAGGCGUCUGAGCGUGGAAGUGCGUGCCCCCGUCCGCCCACUGAGAAGCCGACAUGUGCACUCUGUGGCGCUGCUCACGUGGCCAGCUAUCGUGGGUGUGAGGUGUGGAAGCGUGCCAUCGCUCGCCAACGAUGCCAAACACCAGCGCUGCGUCCGAAGAAACCAGCAACGAUACGGCCCGGCGUCUCUUUCGCGGCGGCAACGUCAGGGGCGCCCUCCGUCGUCCCGGCUGCGUCGGCUGCUCCUGCUCCUGCCGCGUCCGAUGCCGUGCCGAUACCUGAGGCUCCUGCGCCUCCACCACAGCUGCUAGUGGUGGACCCGGGUACUGCGUCUCCCGGGCCGUCGGCCAGACCGCGCCCCGCCAAUCGCCUGCGCGGGGGUCAGCGCCCCGUGGGUACCCAGCGCUCAGCACCGUCAGUCGAGCAGCCCCAGGUGGACUCUCCAAGCGAGUCAGUCACGCCUCCCCCUUCCAGCGACGGGGCCACGCCGGCUGCCUCCAACGCUGACCUGGCCAACCUCGUCGCGCAGCUCACUGCCUUGGUGACCAGUGCUACGAAAUUGAUUGAAGUCCUGUCGCAGCAACUCACUGCUGCCGACCGCUGUCAACACUCACCAGCUGCACCAUGGCCAGCGUUAGAGGGCUCACAGUCGUCGCGUGGAAUGCCAACAGCGUCCGCACUCAAGCUGUGGAAGGACCAUGAAGUGCCAGCAGAGAUCAGCCACCACCAUCCCCCACCAGAAUAA
Molecule: messenger RNA, 1377 nt
Organism: Schistocerca gregaria
Lineage: Eukaryota; Metazoa; Arthropoda; Insecta; Orthoptera; Acrididae
Exons: 3
Coding region: 1-1377 (458 amino acids)
Source: RefSeq, a predicted model, not a curated record